Cricetulus griseus (Chinese hamster) is the source of this 476-nucleotide messenger RNA. The record is from RefSeq and is a predicted model, not a curated record. Lineage: Eukaryota; Metazoa; Chordata; Mammalia; Rodentia; Cricetidae.
CAAAAGGCUCAUGCCAUGGAUGGGAGUUUUGCAGUAGGAAUUAUUAUGACUCUGUGUUUCUUCUGUUACCAGGUUCAUUUUGAUGGUUGGAGCAGUUGCUAUGACUACUGGAUAGAUGCAGACUCUCCAGAUAUCCACCCUGUAGGCUGGUGUUCCAAAACUGGACACCCACUUCAGGCUCCACUAAGCCCUGCAGAAUUAAUGGAGCCAUCAGAAACUGGGGGAUGUCCAACUCUCGGCUGCAAGGGGAUUGGUCAUUUUAAAAAAUCGAGGUACCUGGGCAAUCAGAGUGGUGCCAAUUGCCCCUACUCAGACAUCAACUUGAACAAAGACCGCAUUUUUCCAGACCGCCUAAGUGGUGAGAUGCCUCCAUCUAGUCCAUCAUUUCCAAGAAGUAAAAGGACAGACACAAGUGAAAGCUCAUCGUCUCCUGAAACCAGGUACUUAAAGUGAUGAUGCUUACAUUAUCCAGAAAC